UAGGGCUUGCUGCUGAAAAGCCUGCUGGAUCUUCCAGUGACCUGCUGUUCUUUCCUGCUUUCCUGUGUUUUUUUAUUCUCCCUCUCCCUCCUCUAGAUUUAGAUUAAAAACAAAGCUCUUUCUCUCUCCCAUCCUCAUUUUUUUACUGUCUCCUCCCUUUUUUACACUCUCAAUCUGGCUCUGGGAAAAAUCCCUUUAGUUUGUCUCUCUGUGUUACAAGAGGAAGUCGCUUGGCUCGAUUCGGAUGGAGGUGUGUGUUUGUUUUUGGACCUUGUUUGUGUGCUUUGAGGAAGGACAGAGAAGGGACAGUUGGAUGUGACUUCAUUAGAGCAGUCAGACUCAUCAGAGCGAGAAAGAGGAGGACAGCUGAGAGUGUGACUUUGACUCCUCUGAGGAGGAAAGGAGUGCAAAGAUCUGAGGAAGCCCACUAUCCAUCAGACUCCUAAGGAGCAUCUCUGUGCUGACCAUGUACCCUCAGGGUAGACACCCGGUCCCACUGCAGCCUGGCCAGUCCUUCAAGUUCACUGUGCUGGAGACACUGGACCGGAUUAAAGAGGAGUUCCAGUUCCUCCAGGCACAGUACCACAGUCUGAAGCUGGAGUGUGAGAAGCUGGCCAGUGAGAAGACUGAGAUGCAGAGGCACUACAUCAUGUACUAUGAGAUGUCCUACGGACUUAACAUAGAGAUGCACAAACAGGCAGAGAUUGUAAAGCGGCUCAGCGCUAUCUGUGCUCAGAUCAUCCCUUUCCUCUCUCAGGAGCACCAGCAGCAGGUGGUGCAGGCUGUGGAGCGGGCUAAGCAGGUCACCAUGGCAGAACUCAACGCCAUCAUUGGGCAGCAGCUCCAGCACCUGUCUCACCACACCCCAGGCAUCCCACUAACCCCCCACCCAUCAGGUCUGGCAUUGGGUGGUGCCUCGAGCCUGUUGGCUCUCACUGGGGCGCUCGGCGUCUCUGCUCACUUGAGCAGCAAGGAUGAACGCAAUCACCUGGAUGCUGAGCACCUUCGAGAGGGUGCACCCAGCAGGAGUAAGUCUGUGUCAUCAACAGACAGUCAAGCUAUAGAGGAGCGUCAGGGCCCCUCAGGAGUUUUCCCCUCUCACACCAGCAAUGACGCCAAGAGGAGGCGCUGUGAUGAUAAAGAUGGCCCAUCACAUUAUGACAGUGAUGGAGACAAGAGUGAAGACAACCUUGUGGUAGACGUCUCUAAUGAGGACCCUUCCUCUCCUGUGGGCAGCAGCGCCCACUCUCCUCAUGGAAACGGCUUAGACAGGGCACCUACGCUGAGGAAGGAGCUCCCCAGAUCCCCAAGUCUCCCUCCAGCCCCCUCACCUCCAGAUCACAGCCCCACUCCAGGAAAGAGCAAGGACCCUGCACAGUCAGAGAAAUGCCAGUCACCAUCUUCGAAGUCAGGCAGUAGUUCCCCCUCACGCUGUGAGGCCCUCACCCCUGGGCCCAGCACCUCCUGUCUACGGCUAGUCACUAAGUCCUCAGCAGAUCCUCUGGCUUUGCGCAGUCCACUUUCCAUGACCUCAGCUUCUUACCCAGCUCAUUUUGGUGUUGUGUCCCAUGCUGGACUGAACGGAGAGCUGGCCAGUCCAGGCAGCUUUGGUGGCUCAAUCACUCUCUCACCCCAGAUCAGUACUGCAGCUAGUGCCUACACACGUAGCCCCAUGGUGGCGUAUGAAUCACGCUCUCACCUCAGGCCCUCAGGGCUGUCCUCCUCUCUGCCUGGCUCCAGUGGGGGCAAGCCUGCAUACUCAUUCCACGUGAGUGCAGAUGGACAGAUGCAGCCUGUGCCUUUUCCUCCUGAUGCUCUCCUGGGCCCUGGCAUCCCGCGCCAUGCUCGCCAGAUCCAUACACUCAGCCAUGGAGAGGUGGUGUGUGCCGUCACCAUCAGCACCUCCACACGCCACGUCUACACUGGUGGCAAAGGCUGUGUCAAAGUGUGGGACAUCAGUCAGCCAGGCAGCAAGAGCCCCAUGGCCCAACUGGACUGUCUGAACAGGGACAACUACAUCCGCUCAUGCAAGCUGCUCCCAGAUGGGAGAACUUUGAUAGUUGGAGGUGAAGCCAGCACUCUGUCUAUAUGGGAUUUAGCCACGCCCACUCCACGCAUCAAGGCGGAGUUGACCUCCUCGGCUCCAGCGUGCUACGCUCUGGCCAUCAGUCCAGACAACAAGGUCUGUUUCUCCUGCUGCAGCGACGGCAACAUCGUGGUGUGGGACCUUCACAACCAGACACUCGUCAGGCAGUUCCAGGGCCACACUGAUGGGGCCAGCUGCAUCGACAUCUCCAACGACGGGACCAAACUGUGGACUGGGGGCCUCGACAACACGGUGCGCUGCUGGGACCUGAGAGAGGGCCGACAGCUCCAGCAGCACGACUUCACCUCCCAGAUCUUCUCCCUGGGCUACUGUCCUACAGGAGAGUGGCUGGCAGUGGGGAUGGAGAGCAGUAAUGUGGAAGUGCUGCAUGUCUCCAAACCAGACAAGUACCAGCUGCACCUUCACGAGAGCUGUGUGCUGUCACUCAAGUUCGCCUACUGCGGUAAAUGGUUUGUGAGCACAGGAAAAGACAAUCUGUUAAACGCAUGGAGAACACCGUAUGGAGCCAGCAUCUUCCAGUCCAAGGAGUCCUCAUCUGUCCUGAGCUGUGACGUUUCCCCAGACGAUAAGUACAUAGUCACUGGCUCUGGAGAUAAGAAAGCCACCGUGUACGAGGUGGUUUACUGAGCACAUGAGGGAGUUGAAAGAGAUGGAUAAAUGGACGGAUGGAUGGAUGGAUGGAUGGAUAAGUGAAAGAAAGAAUGAGUUGAAAGAAAAGCACGUAACAGCUUCUGGCAGCUGUGGUGGGCAACCAUGGGUGCUCUUUCCAAACAGUAUUCCCCUUCUUUGUCUCUCAAGUACCAUUAAGCCCCAUCCCCAUUCCAUCCCCCUAUAAGUAAAAAGGAAAGAGAGAAGAAAAGAGAGAAACACAGAAAGAAUAAACAGAGGGAGUAUAAUUAGCACAGUGUCUAGAUGAAACGCCCAGCGGCGAGGAGAAAGCUCACAGGAGACGAGGUAAGCACUUAGGGAGCUGCAGCUCAUACAAACACAGAUAGCAGACAAUCAAUACAUCACUGUAAUAAAAAAAACACACUGUAAUGAGCCCAAAUGCAACAGAGCUCGUUUCACAGCACCUCAGAGAGCAAAACAACCAUGCUGCAGUCUAACGCUGGCUCUGGCUUUAGAAACUCGCUUCAGUAUGUCUGCACAACUCCAGUUAAACAUGCAUAUGGAAAUUCCCAACUGAAUUCUGCAUCACACGUUUCCGUCUCCUGUGAGAGACUCCCCAGAGACACUAAUGAGGAGCAGCUGGACCUCUCAGUGGGUUCCAUGUUGAAAACAUUAAACAACAGCAUUUUCCGUUUUUAAUUCCGGAGAACGGUUAUAUACGCAGAACAUUAAGCAUGCAUGAGAUUGAUUAUGUGUUCUGGAAAUCUCCUGAACCAGAACUGCAGCUCUGUGUUUAUGUUCCUGCUACAGUGCAGGAUCCUGUGGCCAUUUUCAGUUAAGUAAGAGAAGAGACGCAAGCUGUGGAGCUGACAUUUUAAAAGCUGCCAAACAUAUAAGAUAAAAAAAGCUUGAAAAAAACUGCAGAAUCAGCUGCGCAGUGAAAACGGCCUACUGUGACAGUCAUGCUGCAUGAUUGAUUACAGGACAGACAUAUGCUUUGCCCUUAACUACUAAAAAAGUCUUUCUAAGGAUAUGGGUUGGUCACAUAUCAUUCAGAGGUUGAUAAAUUGAAUUGUAUCUUAUUUUAUCAUUGCAGAUGAAAUCAUAUCGUAACAUGUGGAAGCUUGAGGUUUACACCUCUAAUUACUACCUCUUGAUCUGCAGAAACGUUCUCACACUGAAGUGGGAAUUUAGCCUCAUAUUCUCUCUGGCUUCUCAUAAUGUACCUAGAAAAAGUUCUUGUGCUUCUAAAUGUUCGCAUUACAAAGUCUUAUUCUUCAUUUCCUUUUUUUUUUUUGCCACCUUACAGCUCCGGGGCCCUGGUUUCGAUACCGACUCCAGGUUACUGUCUAUACUUAAUUACACAUGUUCUGCCCACAGCUGUAUGUAUGAAUGUGUAUGUGCAGAGCAUAUUGGAGCAUGUUGAUGGGCUGAGAAUAUUCUACCCAGUAAGCCCAGUGUUCCCAGGAUAGGCUCUGGAUCCACAGAUGAGACCAGUGUUUCUGGCUUGAUGGGUUACAUUCGUUUGUGUGUUUCUGAUCUGUCACCAGUGUGAACAUGCAUCCUGAAAUGAGGACUUUUCUAAAUUAAUAAAUCAUAUACACAUCAACAAUGGCAAAAAAUAAAUAAAAAACAAUCAAUCAUUUCAGUAGCUCUGAAACGGACGAGUUGGCAGCAGUCUUAAUGAGAUAGAUGAUUUGUGCUAAAGGUCAGCCUUCAGCUGAUCAGCUGUGAGAAGGCAAAAAAGGAAAGAAGCUGGAUUUGUAUCUUUCACUGGCACUAAACGAGACAGCAGUGAUAUAUGCAUGCAGAGUGCUAUAAUAUAAAAAGACAUGAUCUGACUGUCAUUACUGCUGCAGACCUUGUAUCAGAUCUAGGAUGUGAAAGUCACUGAUAUCAGGAAUACCAAAUAGCCAGAAAUGUCACACAUAACAUUUCUAAGGCUAUGCUAUCAUAAUAAUAAUCAUCACAGAAAAUUCUAGAUUCAUUUCAUCCUUAAGAGGCCCUGAGAUACACCCCUGCUGUAUCCCUUUAUCUUAAAGAGCAGUGGUUGCCCACCCAACCCGUGAUGUCUGAAAGCAAUCCUCACCCUGCUGGGGAUAAGAUUUUGUGCUUUUAAUUUGCUAAACAUGUUUCUUAGCUUUGUUUUUCCACAUUUAUCUGAUCUGUGAAUCAGAAAACCUGUCUUGGAAUCUGAACUAAUCUUUUGCUUGCUACUUUUCCAAACUUAAAAAGAACUGUAAGAUUUUUUUUUUGUAAUGAACAAAAGUAAUAGUGCUACAGCAGUGUUUUGUUUUCCGUUUAUUGUUAUGCAUAUAGUGUAUUUGCUCCUUUCUAUAAAUGGGAGACGACGGCUGCCCAAAGGUGUUGGGAUUUAAGUCUUGCGCAAUCCAGACCACCUCCACCACCAUCUCAUCACAUCUUACCUGUAAUGGGAAUUCCAUCACAUCUGAUCAUGCUAUGGAAAUAUCUGUAUAUCUCUAAUGCUGCCUAAGGCUUUGUUUCUAUACUGAAAACAGUGGACAGUGUCCAGCAAUCUCACGCUGAAGCCAAGGACGUUUUUCCACAAAGGCACAGUUGUGAUAUCCCUCUGUAGCACUUCAUAUGAGUUGUACCAGACAUGCAUAGAAAGCCAAUUAAACCUGUGGUCAUCUUUUGAA
Tachysurus fulvidraco (yellow catfish) is the source of this 5376-nucleotide messenger RNA. It is a transcript of the gene tle2b, whose product is annotated as TLE family member 2, transcriptional corepressor b. Gene Ontology annotation, biological process: negative regulation of canonical Wnt signaling pathway; regulation of DNA-templated transcription. The record is from RefSeq and is a predicted model, not a curated record. Gene Ontology annotation, cellular component: nucleus; transcription regulator complex. The transcript has 21 exons. Lineage: Eukaryota; Metazoa; Chordata; Actinopteri; Siluriformes; Bagridae. Gene Ontology annotation, molecular function: protein binding; transcription corepressor activity. The coding region runs from base 467 to 2734 and encodes 755 amino acids.